AUGAGCACAUUUGCUUCCAAGAGCGGGUUCAGUCCAAGUGUAGCUGUGCUGUCCAGUCAAGGAGCAGAGAAUGUGGCCAACCGAAACAACUUGUCCUUUGCGGAGAUGCUUGGGCCUUUCAGUUCCACAAAAGUGGAGUUCAAAGUAUGUUCGUCGUGCGAUUGUAAUCAUAGUUGUAUUUUUCGAAUUGCCAAAUACUAAUUUAUCUAUUCUAGGAUCCGAACGGACGACCCAGCUCUAUCACAUUGAGCGUAGACUUCCGAGACAUCAAAAGGGAUGGAUAUCUUCUCAGUUUAACAGUUUUGCCUUCCGUUUUACAAGAAGUAAGUUUUCAUUCUGUUAUUUCUGUACUUUAGGUUGUGAAAUUGAGUGUAAACAACAGCAAUACAGAUGUUUGGGACAGCUGUUUUGUUAACGCAUUCCAUUCUUGGUUCGAACCUGCAGAACAUGAUUUCUUGAAGGCGUAUUUGGCUUGUAUAUUCGUCGUUUCUUCAGAAGAUUCAAAUGCUUUGGUGGAAUUGGAUCAUAUGGUUAAUCAACAGAACCUGCAGCAGGUUUGUCUGGUAUCUAUAUUUUAACCGUUGAUCUAGCAAGGUUUAGAUUCAUCCCUGACAACGCCAGCUUUCUGCGCUCCUCCCAAAUGGUUUCUAAGCCAGAUUUUGAAGCAUUUUGUAGUUGUACAUGACAUGUCGCGUGGAAAUAAGGAGCAGUAAGCUUUUAUUAUCAAGAUUAUUGUUUUCUUAGAGCUGAGAGAUUAUCGAAAUCAAUAAAAGAAAGGUACGGCUCUUGCACUAUGCUCAAGAUCAACUCUGGGGAAAAUGUUAAUCUGCCUGAUGUUUGGAGAUAUGUGAACACACGAAGAGCCGGGCUGAAGACUGGAUUGGAAGUCGCAAGAAGAGAAAUACUAGCUAGUCGAGCAGCAAGCAAUGGAAGUGGUCCUGAACCGGUGAGCUUUAAGUGGAAUAUUUGCGUAAUAUUAGAUAAGGGUUUUUUAAAUCUUAAUUUUAGGAGUCAGUUGAUUUCAAGAUUGAAGUCUUUGGCCAGUGCUUAUCGCAAGAAGACCGUGAUCGAGUGGAGAGUUUUACGCAAGGAUUUAUAACCGAUGAUCUAGUGCCAUUUGUUUCCAAACAGAUGAAUAUAUUGAAUGAAGCCAUCGUAUCGAGAAGAGGGCUUGGAAAGUCGUUUACUAAUAUGAGAAAAUGGCUGAAUGUGGCGACGACAGCACAAACUUCUAGCACUACGGGUGUAAAGUAAGUGUAAUUGCCUAAGUUUUAUUUAUUUACUUUCCAGUACGCGUUUAUUCACUGUAAAAUAUUUUUAGUUAUGCCUCAGAGAGUACAGAAAUGCAAUCGAGACGUCUGGCUGAUCUCGCCUUUUUGUUUGGAGCAUAUCCAUUUGCAUUUCAACUUUAUCAGAGUUUAAAAAAGGACUUUCUCAACGAUCAAGCUUGGGUACAGCAUGCGGGUACCUUGGAAAUGGCUGCCAUUACUUCUUAUUUAUCUGGGGCUUCGAAUGGAAAGAACUUUCCAAUGCAUUAUAUCGAAAAUUCUCUGAAUUACUACAUCAAAACUAGCAGGUGAGUAUCAUUUUUUGGGUAUCGAAUUCUCAUGUUGAAGAACGUUUAUUUAUCUAAUUUUAGUAACCCAUUGCUCUUCUUUCGCUCAAUUAUGUUCUCAACUCGAUUAUUAGAAGAUUUGGGUCGGCCUCAAGAUGCUGCCAGCUUCCUAGCCCGGUUUAUUCCCUUGGCUUCAAUGAAUGAUCUUUUUGUCGCUGUCGCUACAGAGCAUUCGGCAACAUUAUAUGGCCGGGCGAGAUUGUUCCGAAAACAAUCAUUUCAACGUUUUCUGGCCGCUGAAUUGUAUUUGAUUGUUAAAUUGGAAGUUAUCGCGACCAGAUUAUUGGAAUCGGUAUUAACAGAAAUUGGAGAUAAAAGAUGGUGGUCCGCUGAAGAUUAUGUGCUAUUAGACUUGUCUAAACAGAUGACUGAGGACAAAGACAUUGCCAAGGAAUGUGCAGAAAAGUUGCUCAGAUCAGAGGACGCGAUCACAGACCGAGUUUUAUAUAAAUCUACAGAACAUUUUCUGAAUUUCCUCGAAACUUGUGGACCCAUGGGAAAAAUUGAUCUAAUUGUGCCGAAACUGGAAGUGAGCACACCUCAAAUCUAUUAUGUAAAUCAAGAUCUGUUGUCGAGAAAGGAAUAUGAAAAGGAAGAAUGGAAAACGUUGUAUGAGAAGGCGAUUACCUCUCUAAAACAACACAAUCCAGCCGUCAAACAUCCACUGGGCAUUCCGAAGGUCAUGAGAGUACCGGUAAACGAGCCGGUGUAUGUGAAAAUUGGAUUUGAAAAAGAAUUUAGCUUCCCGUUGGUAAUGGAAGGCUUGGCUUUGAAUGUAAAGGCAAGUGUUUGAUUCAAAUCUGAGAUUCUUUUGUUUUUAGUCUAAUGGAGAAGUGGAAUCUUUAACGAUUCCUAGAUACCGGCUGCCUGAAUACGGAGAGGAAACGCCGGGUUUGGACCAGGGGAAACAGGACGCGGCCGAUUACAUUACCUUCUAUUUUACUCCCAAAAGUGUGGAUAAUGUUUAUGAAAUUGAAUCUUUGGCUUGUCAGCUCUCUGAUAUUGAUAUGAAAGGAAGAGUUAGUGGCCAAAUCCCGCUUCAGAUCUAUGGAAAUAAGGAAAGAUUCAAAGUGAAAACGGACAAAUUGGUGUGGCCGCGUCUUUCAAUAUCAACUCCCAAUCAUACUUAUGAAGAAUAUCAGAAGAUGAGCUUGGAAUUGUAUUGUGGACAGGUGUAUAGAAAAGAGGUCGAGAUUGGAAAUCCAUCAGAAACUGCGGCUACAGUGACGGUGACAUCAGAGGCCAGAUGUAAAUUUGUAAUCACAAGUGAUGAUAAGGCUGUUGAUAAUGAUGGGGAUUGCUUCAAAGUGCUUCCAAGACAAAUUUUAAAGUAAGUUUUUUUUGGUGAACGUUUUGUACGACUAUUUCUUUGAUAUUUAUUUGAGCUUUUUUUCAGAUUAAAUAUCUUUAUCCUUGCUCCCAGGACAGCUGUAAAGUCGAAGCCAGUCAGAGUACUCCUGAGUUAUUGCUCUGCCCACGGUGCUAUCAGAAAUCAUCUAAUCGAAUUUUCGGUCACAACUACGCAUUUAUUAAAAACCAAUAUUCGAGUAAUCGACAGGAAGUCCGGGCUUUGCGCAUUGGUUGUCAAGAAUGAAGUUUCAAAGCGGAGUUUUGUUCAAAUUGAAGCCUUGAAGUUGUCCUUUAAAAGUAAUGACAAGAAGGUUGAAAGCCACGUGGGAUUGGAAAAAGUUUCGGAUAGGAAAAGUAAGAUUUUAAAUUUGUUAUUUUGUUGGUAUAGACAUGGUUCAAGAAUAAUUUGGAAUUAUUUCAGUCACACUGGAAGCAGAACAAGAAGAUACAUUCUGCUUCAAAAUCAAAGCUAACAAGUCGUCAUCGCCGGAAAUCAACUUCCAAGAAAUCCCUCAGGACGGGAAAAACUGGCCAACGUUUGAGGAUUCUACGGAGAAAUCAAUCUACUUUGAAUUACUUUGGAAGGCCAGGAAAACAGAUUUAAGCCAGACAAUCACGAAUUCGUAUGGAAGAACAAGAAUCCCCAAUCCGUUUAUUUCCUUAUCGUCAGAUGAAAAAGAGACUAUCACUGCAUUUGCUGGACCAAAACUACUCCUCAAAAAAAGUUUUGAAGAGAAAACAAGUGAUCUUCCAGGGCUGGAAGGGACUUUCAAACUAGCAGAAGGAGACAUUGAUGUGCUCUCCGAAGAAAUAUUACAGAAUCUUCAGAUCAAAGAGCCAAAAAUACCGUGGGCUCACAAAUACGCGGUUUCGUAA
Bursaphelenchus xylophilus (pine wood nematode) is the source of this 3841-nucleotide messenger RNA. NCBI's taxonomy places the organism in Eukaryota, Metazoa, Nematoda, Chromadorea, Rhabditida, Aphelenchoididae. The record is from the annotation of a GenBank genome assembly.